CAACUAACCCAAAGUCACAAGCCAAUCAUCAUUACCAACUGGGACCCGAACUCAAAAUGAAGCUUUCCAAAGUCAUUCCGGCUCUCUUCCACUUGUCUCUUUCCGCCACCUGCUAUGCAGCAAAAUCAUUCUCCGCUUCGAAUCUUUACUAUGCUGCUGGCCUGAAUACCCAGCAACAGACCACGUUGUUUCAAGGCCUCCAGAGCGCUGGUAUCAAAGUCCUACGAGUAUGGCUUGACGGUCAAUCGGGAAGCGAGAAAGGCACAACCUUGGAGGACUUCAACAGCCUCCAGGGCGAUGGUCCUGAUGCGUGGGAUGACACUGUGCUCAGCCGCCUCGACAACUUUAUGGUCCACGCCCAUGAGUACGGCAUCAAGCUACUCGUCUCUAUUCACAGUUACAACGCUCUCGAAGGAAACUCUGACUUUUAUGGAAAGUGGUAUGGAACAGGGGACUUUUAUACUAAUAACGAAGCGAUCGGGCAUUUCAAGACGCGCAUCGCUCACGUUCUUGGACAUGUCAAUACCAACAAUGGCAAGACCUGGGCCCAAAGCCCCGAGUACAUCUUUGCCUUUGAGGCUCAAAAAGAAGCCAUGCAUCCACAAGGGAACACAUCCGAUCUAGCGUCAUGGCAAUGCACGAUGGCAGAGGCAAUCAAGCAGAACCUUAACGGAAGUACCGAUAUCCUGGUCACUACCGGAGGCGGUGCCUACGUCGACAAUUCUCUGCUCGACCCCUACUUCAGCUGCAGUGCCCUAGACGUCCUUGCCAUCCACGCCUACGGAGUCGAUGAUUUCGCCACUUCAAAGCUUCAGCCUUACGUCACCAAGGCCAAGAACUCUGGGAAGAAACUCAUUAUGCAGGAAUGGGGUGCGUGUUACACAGAUGCCCCGAACCAUAACUGCAACGGCGGUAGCCCCAUUGGUACAGGAACCAGAGACUCCAACAUCCGUACGUGGGCUGCUAGUAUUGAUGCUGCCGGAAUUCCGUGGUUCUACUGGCAGAUACUGCCUAACCCUGACCCUCAUCACGGCUGGGACUACGAGGUGGGAAUCGAUGAUGUGAACUGGGGUGCGCUCAAGGCGGCUGGUCUCGCUGCCGGCCAGGCGGAGUCUGCUUUCGACUUUGACCGCUUUCUCUUGUGAUGGGUAUUCGUAUCCGGUAACAAAGUGAAAAGUCGGUGCAGUAUCUGUCAGUCAUACAACAAAUAGCCAAGAUGCUUGCACUACAAGAAGCCUCCUUCUGAAGUUUACUGUCAGAUAGAGGUCGAUAUGAUGCCGAAAACGGGGAAACCCAGACAGGGACCUAGCGCGUGUAAAUAGGCUGGCGUCCAGGCCUUUCUGCGCCAAAGUUUGCCCAGGGUACAUAGCAGCAGCAUCGUAGUGCAUAUCAAACCCUUCU
Colletotrichum godetiae is the source of this 1401-nucleotide messenger RNA. RefSeq names its product beta-1,3-mannanase. The transcript has 3 exons. The coding region runs from base 57 to 1145 and encodes 362 amino acids. Gene Ontology annotation, molecular function: mannan endo-1,4-beta-mannosidase activity. The record is from RefSeq and is a predicted model, not a curated record. Lineage: Eukaryota; Fungi; Ascomycota; Sordariomycetes; Glomerellales; Glomerellaceae.